This is a messenger RNA of Tripterygium wilfordii, 2439 nucleotides long. RefSeq lists its product as uncharacterized. The record is from RefSeq and is a predicted model, not a curated record. Bases 186 to 1904 code for a protein of 572 amino acids. The transcript is spliced from 2 exons. Lineage: Eukaryota; Viridiplantae; Streptophyta; Magnoliopsida; Celastrales; Celastraceae.
UCUUCUCUAUUGUGUCUUUUUGUGGGAUAUAAGUUUUUGGUGAAGAGUUCUUGAGGUAAAGGUGCCAUCUUUCCAGUCUCUCUCUCUGUUUGGAGAUUAGAGAGGCCGAUGAUCGUGUAUAAUUAGGAUAGAACUUGUGGGUUGUGGUGGGUCUUUGAUUGUGUGAGGAAUCUGCUGAGCUAAGGAUGUUUGGGUGUGAGUGUUUUUACUGGAACCAAGUCUCUGAAUUAUCUUGGCCAGAAGUACAGCCAGAGCCCAAGCCUUUCUCUUUGCCCUCACCUCUACCCAAAUGGCCUCAAGGCCAAGGUUUCAGUACUGGUAGCAUAAACCUCAGGGAAAUAGAAGUCAUCAAAAUCACGAAGUUUGAAAGUGUUUGGAACUCCAAUAUUUUGCGCGAAAAAUCUAAAGGUGCUACAUUCUACAAGCCUGUGGGGAUUCCAGACGGCUUUUACUGCCUCGGCUACUACUGUCAGCAGAAUGACCGGCCACUGAGAGGUUAUGUUCUUGCGGCUCGUGACAUCAAAGCUUCCAAACCAGAAAUCGUUUGUGAUUGCGACUCAAUAUUAGAGUCUCCUGCUCUAAGAAAACCACUCAAUUACUCCCUGAUUUGGAGUAAAAAAUUGCAGAAUUAUGGUUCUGGAUAUUUUUGGUUGCCAAAUCCUCCAGAGGGAUAUAAAGCCAUGGGAGUUGUGGUCACUGACAAGCCAGAGGGGCCUAAACUUGAAGAUGUCAGAUGUGUCCGCGAGGAUCUUACAGAGACCUGUGAGACAUUUGAUCUUAUGCUUUCAACAGAUUCACAUUCUAAUAACUACCCAUUUCAGGUGUGGAACACAAGACCUUGCACAAGGGGGAUGUUCGGUAGAGGUGUUUCUGUAGGGACAUUCAUUAGUGGCACCUACUUGAGCUCUGAAGACAAGCUGUUAGAUGUUGCAUGCUUGAAAAAUCUUGAUUCUUCCCUACACGCGAUGCCUAAUCUGAACCAGAUUCACGAACUCAUCAAGAACUAUGGCCCUACAGUAUAUUUCCAUCCUGAUGAGGAUUGUUUGCCCUCAUCAGUGCCAUGGUUUUUCAAACAUGGGGCACUUCUUUAUGAAGAUGGAAAGAAUAAGGGUGAACCAAUUGAUUAUAGGGGCUUGAACUUGCCUUGCGGAGGAGAAAAUGACGGGGAAUAUUGGAUUGAUUUGCCAACUGGUGAUGAUGCAAGAAAUAAUGUCAAAAGUGGGAACUUGGAAAGCGCAGAGCUCUAUGUUCAUGUAAAACCAGCUUUAGGAGGGACAUUUACCGAUAUUGCAAUGUGGGUAUUUUGUCCUUUCAAUGGACCAUCCACCAUCAAAAUCGGGUUAGUGAGUAUAGCAAUGAACAAACUAGGGCAACAUGUAGGUGAUUGGGAGCACUUUACACUCCGUGUGAGUAACUUCACUGGAGAGCUGUGGCAAAUGUUCUUCUCACAGCAUAGUGGAGGUGAAUGGGUGGAUGCUUCAAACUUGGAGUUCAUUCAAGGAAACAAGCCAAUAGUUUAUUCAUCAAAACAUGGUCAUGCUAGUUUCCCCCACCCUGGAACCUACCUUCAAGGGUCUUCAAAGCUAGGAAUUGGAGUGAGAAAUGAUUGCGCUCAAAGCAAUUUCUUUGUGGAUUCGAGCACCAAGUAUCAGAUAAUGGCAGCUGAGUAUAUUGGAGAUGGAGUUGUUGCAGAACCAUGCUGGCUGCAGUAUAUGAGAGAAUGGGGACCAACCGUUGUGUAUGAUUCACGAUCAGAAGUCGAUAAGAUAAUUCAUCUUCUUCCAUUUUUCGUCCGUUUUUCAGUGGAGAAUCUCUUUGACCUGUUUCCCACCGAGCUUUAUGGUGAAGAAGGGCCUACUGGACCAAAGGAGAAGGACAAUUGGUUGGGAGAUGAGAUUUGUUAACUUUGCCCUGGAUCAUAAGACUCCAAUCAUCAUGCAUCCUCACAUCUACCUAUGGUUUCUGGCUCUUUUCUGGUAAGGAAAGCACCAAGUUUGGCAUGUCAUAACUCUUGACAUGAAGGGCAAUCACUACUUCUCUGGUUGUUAUUUUACCUUGUGUUUGCAUAACCCUAUGCGACAUAAUCUUCUUGGGCCCAUAAGCUUAUUAAAGGAGAUUCAGAUUUUUCUGUAGAUUAGUUUCCUUGAAGAGAUUACACAUACAUCAUCAGUAAAGAUGGAGAGUGAAAUGAAUCCCGCCCCUGCAUGAAUGAGUCUCAGCUUUGGAAACUAGAGCUGCCUGGUCAAGGAAAACGAGAAAUCUCCAUGGGUUGGAGGCUUGAAGCUGCUCUCAUACAAUAGCUUGGGUGUUCCCAGAAGCAUUCUCCAGAUUUACAUUAUCAAUAUUGUUGUUUCAUCACAUGAUUGUAACUUACUUGAACCAGUUCAAUUACGAUGUUCCCACACUAUAGGACAUGUAGACAUAACUUCAUUGUGUGUA